This is a messenger RNA of Parnassius apollo (apollo), 249 nucleotides long. Lineage: Eukaryota; Metazoa; Arthropoda; Insecta; Lepidoptera; Papilionidae. The record is from the annotation of a GenBank genome assembly.
AUGUUCUCUCGUCGGAUGAAAAUGUUACGCGGGCAUGCGGCGCCACAAGCUGCAGAGCAACUCACACACGUGGAUGCCGCCGUAGAUCUUCCAGUUGUGGUUGAUUCAGACGAUGACGGAUUAGUCUCCCAUGGACUAGAGAAUAUUAGGAGAGGCAAUUUCGGAAACGCGCCGUACACAUCUCGAAAAUCGACCUUGACUCCGCAUACCCCUAAGCAAGUGGAAUCGGGCUGUCGUAAGGGCUCUUAA